This is a messenger RNA of Cryphonectria parasitica EP155, 219 nucleotides long. RefSeq lists its product as uncharacterized. The record is from RefSeq and is a predicted model, not a curated record. Lineage: Eukaryota; Fungi; Ascomycota; Sordariomycetes; Diaporthales; Cryphonectriaceae. Bases 1 to 219 code for a protein of 72 amino acids. The transcript has 2 exons.
AUGCAAGCAGCGUGCGAGAAGCGUUCAGAAGAGAUUCAGAGCAUUCGAGUCGCUAAGCUAGACAAACAGCGAGCAAGCAGUAUGCAAGCAGCGUGCGAGAAGCGUUCAGAAGAGAUUCAGAGCAUUCGAGUCGCUAAGCUAGAGCAAACAGCGAGCAAGCAGUAUGCAAGCAGCGUGCGAGAAGCGUUCAGAAGAGAUUCAGAGCAUUCGAGUCGCUAA